Messenger RNA from Rodentolepis nana, 537 nucleotides. The record is from the annotation of a GenBank genome assembly. NCBI's taxonomy places the organism in Eukaryota, Metazoa, Platyhelminthes, Cestoda, Cyclophyllidea, Hymenolepididae.
AUGCGUAUUGGCAAUGGAAAUGUUCAAACGAGUCCUGUUCUUAUAUUUGGAAUGGAUCUUUCUCACCUCCCUCAGGGAUGCAUUUUUAUGAUCGGUUCAGUUGGAAUUUUUAUCCUUUACAUCAUCUAUGGUUGGACUCAAGAAUACCUUUUCAAAACUCCUGGACUUAGUGAUAACUUUCUUCUCCUGACCGCCUAUCAAUUCGGUCUCUACUGUAUUAUAUCCAUUAUUGAGAGCAAAUUAAUUGGAGUGACAUAUAGUAAAGAAUUUCCCCUGAAAAUGUAUUGCUUGAUUGGAAUUACGUCUACUGGCACUAUUCUUCUUUCAAAUGCCGCUGUUGUCUACCUCAAUUAUCCUACUCAGGUUAUUUUUAAAUGCUGCAAACUCAUUCCUGUCAUGAUUGUCAGCAUUACACUUCAAGGAAAGCGAUAUAAAUUGGUGGAUUACGUGGCUGUAGCCUGUAUGAUUAUCGGUCUCAUAUUCUUCACCCUGGCUGAUGUCCGAGUUCAUAUAAACUUCGAUAUUCGUGGUAAUUGA